Messenger RNA from Rotaria socialis, 2331 nucleotides. NCBI's taxonomy places the organism in Eukaryota, Metazoa, Rotifera, Eurotatoria, Philodinida, Philodinidae. The record is from the annotation of a GenBank genome assembly.
AUGACUUCGAUUUCCAAUAUUGAAAACGACGAAAGUUUAUUUCUUCUCGACGAACAACCACCGCCAAUUUUACAAAAAUCUGAAAGUUUUGAUGAUGAUCAUAAAUAUCAUGGUUUACGAUCGAUGGAGCGUAUUUUAUCUGCAUCAUCAACCACAACAUUAUCGAGCCAACAGCAGCCGCCAUUUCGAUCUUUAUCUGCUCAUGAUUUAGUUCCAUCAAUGAAUACCAAUGAUUUCGGGUUACCGCCGACGCAUCCAUCUCGACGUCCAACAACAGCAACCACAACCAGUACACGAGCUAGUGUAAAUGAUAUUGAUACAUUUGUACGUCAAUUUGAAGUACGUCUUCGUGAACAUCGCUUUAUUUGGCAAAAAGAAUAUGAUUCAACUGUUCAACGAAUGAACGAAACAAAGAAUACAGAAUUAGAAGCAUUAAGAAAUCGUUAUGAAACUAAAUUACAUACAUUAGAAGAUGGGAAUAAACAAUUAGAAAUGAUUUUAGAGAAGCUUAACGAAGAAAAUCAACGAUUGAAAUUCGAAAUGGAUCAUCAAAAGCAGCAAACUAAAAGUGAACAAAUAACUAUCCAAGAACAUUUGAAAGAAAUUCAAAGUGAAAUGGAACGUAAAGUUCACGAAAUAAAACUACAUCAUGAAAAUGAAAAACAAGACAUAAAACGUCAACACUCACGAAUACAUCAAGAUUUACUUGAAGAAACGAACCAACGUUUAAAAAAAAUGGAGAAUGAUUAUAAAUCUCAACAAGGAACAAAUGAUUCAACAAUAAGUGAAAUGGAAAGAAGAAUGGUUGAAUUACGUUCAAAUGUUGAUCGUCUUCAACAGUUGAAGCAAAAACUUGAUGAAGAAAAAAUUUCAUUAGUUAAAACUAAUGAAACUUUACAAUUGCAGACUCAAGAAUUAACAAAUAAAUUGCGUCAUGCCGAUCGUGAUCAUGCUGAUCAAGUGCAACGCUAUGAAAAUGAAUUGAAAUCUCUUCGUCUUCGUAGUGAAUCAGGUGUUGAUUUAUUACGUAAAGAAAAUGAUCUAACAAAAACUAAAGCCACAAAAACGAUCGAUGAACUCGAAAAACAAUUAUCGACAAUAACAGAAAAAUUCUAUGAUAUGCAAAAGUUAUUUGAACAAAAACUAAACGAACAACAAUCAACGUAUCAAAAUAAAAUUCAUCAAUGUGAAAAUGAUUAUGAAAAAAAAUUGCAAUUAUCGAAACAGGAAAUUAAACAAUCAAAUGAAAAAUUUCAUUUAGUCGCACAACAAAAUGAACAAUUACAAAAUGAGUUGAAACAAAAGCAUCAAGAACUUAAGCAAUUAAAUGAAACAUGUUCACAACAAAGAGAUUUAAUCGAGAAAAGUGAAAAAGCUUUUUCGCAAAUUAAAAUUGAUCUCGAAAGAAAAUUCCAUGAAAAAAUUCAAGAAAUGAAUGAUAAAGCACGUCAAAACGAACAACAAUUAAUGGAUAAUUUAAAUCGUGAUCAUGCAAAAGUCUGUGAAAAACUGAAAAUUGAAUACGAACAAACUAAAGAACAAAAUGAAGAAAAAUUACGAACAAAUUUCAAUAAAGAAAUGGAAGAAAUAAAAAACAAAUAUGAACAAGUAAUUGAAAAACACGAACAAAAAGUUAAAUUCGAUUUACAACAAGUCGAUAAAUUAUCUGUUGAAAAAAAACUCUUCCAUGAAAAUGAAAAACAAAAGCUUAUUAAUGAAUAUGAACAAUUUAUUCGAAAAAUUGAAAAACAACAUAAUCAUAAAACCGAUGACUAUGAAAAACGUAUUGAGAUGCUAAUUUCAAAAACUCAUGAACAAUUAAAAUCAAUUGAAGACGAGUUUCAAGAACGCAAUUCUAAACAACAAUCUAUUAUAAAUGAUCAACAAAAAAUGAUUCAAGUACUCAAAGAAGAACAACAUAAAAUCAAAGCAUCUUAUGAAAAACAAAAUUAUGCAGUCAAUGAACAAUGUCUUCGUGAGAAAAAUGAAAUUAAAGCUCAAUUUGAUUUAUGCAUGAAAAAUCUGGAGAAAAAUUUCAAUACAUUAACAUCAAAAAAAGAGCAACUAGAACGUAAACUAUCAUAUUUAAAUGAACAACAUAAACAUGAAUUAAUCGAGUGUCGUUUAACAUAUGAAAAUAGCUUAAAAGGUUUAUUAUCUAAUGAUGUUCGAAUGGAUCUAGAAAAUACUAUACAUUCAUUAAAACAACAAGUUGUCUAUUUACAACAACGUAUUGCUUUUCUUCAACAAGAGCUUGAACAGUACAUUCAAGUUUAUGGUCAUAGACCACUUGCUCAACCACUAGUUAUCAAAACCACAAAUCCGGAGUAA